UUAGCAACACUGGGUUCGGACACCGUGCCGGUGAUCCGCACGCUUCUCGGAGUCCUUUCAACGGCUAUAUUUCCGACCGGGAAAAUAUAGCCGUUAUCCUUUUCAAACCUUUGAAAAAAUUAUCAAUAAAAGCCCAAACCCUAGCCCCCAGCUCGAACGUUAUAUAAAUCCCAUCACUCAUCCAUUCCAUUCAUUCUUCGCUCGAUCAAACGCUCUCUGGAUCUCUCUCUCGCUCACUCUCUUCUCUGCCAGCCAACGCGCGAAGGGGGAGAAACCGUGCUCGCUCUCUCGGCAACGAUCUCGAUCAAUCUACGAUUAUUUCUCUUUAUACUAAUCAUCUGAUUUUGUUUAUUUCUUGCGAUUUUUUUUGUUUAGAUUUUGCUAAUUUUUCGUUUUUUGCAGGGUUUUGGUUAGAUUUUUUUUUUUGUUCGUAUAAUUUAUUUUAAAAUUUUAUUUUUUUCGGCUUUUGGAGUUCUUGUUUUCUUUUCUGACCAAAUGGAUGCAGGAUUUUUCUCGUCAUCGGAGAAGGUAAGGUCUAGGUCGCGCCGGCCGCUUCAAGAAGUCGCCGCUCCGAAGCCAUACAUGCCCUCCAUGCGCAGCACCACUUGCUUCACGCGCAGUUCGUCUUCUCGUCAAAAUCAGAAUUGUGAUAGGUUCAUUCCAGACAGAUCAGCAAUGGAUUUUGAUCUGGCGCAUUCUCUCCUCACUGAAUCAAGGAAGGAGAAGGAGAACACAGCUGUGGCUUCUCCUUCAAAAGAGGCAUACCGGAAGCACCUUGCAGAGGCCCUGAUGCAGAACAGGACCAGAAUCCUAGCAUUCAAGAGCAAGCCACCAGCGCAGGUUGAAAGUGUAUUCCAAGAAGUUUGCUCUGAUAACACUUCUCAUCAGGCCAAGACAGCCAAGCACCGGAGAUAUAUUCCACAAUCUGCUGAGAGGACAUUAGAUGCACCGGAGCUAGUGGAUGACUACUAUUUGAAUCUGUUAGAUUGGGGAAGCGGCAAUGUGUUGUCAAUCGCCCUGGGGAACACAGUAUACUUGUGGAAUGCAACCGAUGGUUCGACCUCUGAACUUACAACAGUAGAAGAAGACUAUGGCCCUGUGACCAGUGUUAGUUGGGCUCCUGAUGGUCGGCAUAUUGCGAUUGGGUUGAACUCCUCUGAUGUGCAGCUCUGGGACUCAAGCUCCAAUCGCCUGUUAAGAACUUUGAGGGGUGUUCAUCAAUCUCGUGUCGGAUCUCUAGCUUGGAACAACAAUCUUCUAACCACAGGUGGAAUGGACGGCAUGAUUGUCAACAAUGAUGUGAGAGUAAGGUCUCACAUUGUUCAGACCUAUCGAGGACACCAGCAAGAAGUCUGCGGACUGAAGUGGUCAGGCACGGGCCAGCAACUGGCUAGUGGAGGCAAUGACAACCUUCUUCACAUAUGGGACCUUUCAAUGGCAUCCUCAUCAAACUCAGCUCCAAACCAAAACCAAUGGCUUCAUAGGUUUGACGACCACAUGGCAGCUGUGAAGGCCGUUGCUUGGUGCCCCUUCCAGAGCAACUUGCUUGCAUCUGGUGGCGGAGGGAGUGAUCGAUGCAUCAAGUUCUGGAACACCCACACAGGUGCUUGCCUGAAUUCAGUGGACACUGGCUCUCAAGUAUGCUCCUUACUCUGGAACAAGAACGAGAGGGAGUUGCUGAGCUCUCAUGGAUUCACACAGAACCAACUGACUCUAUGGAAGUAUCCUUCAAUGGUUAAAAUUGCAGAGCUAACUGGCCACACUUCUCGCGUUCUUUUCAUGGCUCAGAGCCCGGAUGGUUGCACUGUUGCAUCUGCAGCUGGGGAUGAAACACUCAGAUUCUGGAAUGUAUUUGGGUCUCCUGAAGCAACCAAACCAGCAGCUGCCAAGACAGCACAUACUGGUCCUUUCUCCAGUUUCAACCACAUUAGGUGAUGAGUUCAAACAGUUGUUAAUAAGAAGAGUUAUAUGUUCCUCUUCAAUGCAUGUGAAGGAAAUUGAUGACAAAAUCCUCAUCAACAAUGUUGUUAAGCUGUUCUAUUUUUUGACGGCCCAAUUUUAUUGUGAUUGGAUCAAAUCUUUUCUUUUCUAGAGUGGGCCCACUGAGAAUGAAUUCCCUGAUUAGUAGCUUAAUCAGCCUUGCUUUUUUGGAAAUUUCUCUCAAUCAGCGGAUAACUUAUUUGGAGAUUGGAGAGUCAAAUGCUGUAUUUUGUAAAGCUGCCUUAUAUUAUUAUUAAGGAAUAAUUAUAUUGGCCCGUGGUUUUUUUUACCCUUUGAUUUUAAAGGGUUUUUCCACGUAAAAAAUAUGCUGCCUUAUUCUU
Dioscorea cayenensis subsp. rotundata (Guinea yam) is the source of this 2321-nucleotide messenger RNA. Its product is annotated as cell division cycle 20.2, cofactor of APC complex-like. Gene Ontology annotation, molecular function: ubiquitin ligase activator activity; anaphase-promoting complex binding; protein binding. The transcript has 7 exons. Gene Ontology annotation, cellular component: anaphase-promoting complex. The record is from RefSeq and is a predicted model, not a curated record. Gene Ontology annotation, biological process: anaphase-promoting complex-dependent catabolic process; positive regulation of anaphase-promoting complex-dependent catabolic process; positive regulation of ubiquitin protein ligase activity. The coding region runs from base 496 to 1935 and encodes 479 amino acids. Lineage: Eukaryota; Viridiplantae; Streptophyta; Magnoliopsida; Dioscoreales; Dioscoreaceae.